Cutaneotrichosporon oleaginosum is the source of this 712-nucleotide messenger RNA. RefSeq lists its product as uncharacterized. Gene Ontology annotation, biological process: heterochromatin formation. The record is from RefSeq and is a predicted model, not a curated record. Gene Ontology annotation, molecular function: DNA binding; structural constituent of chromatin; protein heterodimerization activity. Lineage: Eukaryota; Fungi; Basidiomycota; Tremellomycetes; Trichosporonales; Trichosporonaceae. Gene Ontology annotation, cellular component: nucleosome; chromatin.
CUGGCAUUGAUUUGAUUCCGCUGUUUACGCUCCCAAGCAGGUCCUCUGUAUGCAGCCUGCCUGUGCGCACACACGCCUCAGCCCAUAAGUAGCUCAAGUCGUCGACCUCGUGCAUCUCCUCAUCCUUCAUUGCCCACCUAGUGUCCUGCCCAACUUCACCCUCACCCCUCCCACACCCCCCAACAACACACUCUAGCAACAAUGUCGUCCGGUGGCAAGUCUGGUGGCAAGUCUGGCGGCGAGGCCAAGUCGUCGACCCGCUCGUCCAAGGCCGGUCUUCAGUUCCCCGUUGGUCGUAUCCACCGUCUUCUCAAGCGCGGCAACUACGCUCAGCGUAUCGGCUCUGGCGCGCCCGUCUACCUUGCUGCCGUCCUCGAGUACCUCGCCGCCGAGAUUCUCGAGCUGGCUGGCAACGCCGCGCGUGACAACAAGAAGUCGCGUAUCGUCCCUCGUCACCUGCAGCUCGCCGUCCGCAACGACGAGGAGCUGAACAAGCUCCUCGGCAACGUCGUCAUCUCGCAGGGUGGUGUGCUGCCAAACAUCCUCACAGAGCUCCUUCCUCAGAAGACCAAGGGCAAGGGUGGCAAGCCUUCGCAGGACGCCUAAGCGCCUACAUCUUCUUCGUUCGUUUUCGCUCUUCUCCAUUGUACCGCGCCGCGUGGCGAUGCAUGUCACUCUGUACAACUACAGAUGCUAGGUGGCUGAGCCUGUG